Doryrhamphus excisus (bluestripe pipefish) is the source of this 3275-nucleotide messenger RNA. The record is from RefSeq and is a predicted model, not a curated record. Lineage: Eukaryota; Metazoa; Chordata; Actinopteri; Syngnathiformes; Syngnathidae.
GUAAGCCGUAACUUUAGCUCCCAUAGAGCAAUAUUAGCUUUACCUUUCUCUAUGUCCAACUCUUUGUCGCCUUUGGACACCCUUUUACCGCCCUUCUUUACUUUCCUGGUGUGAAGCAGUUGUUCAUCAAACCAAGCUGGAUACAAGAUAUUGCAAAAACGCUGGGCGUAGCGACAAUAAAGUGGAUCAUAUAGCGUACAGCGCUCUAGCAUGGCGAACAGAGUUUGAAGACUAAAUUUAAAGUGAAACCAUUGAAGUCGAUCGCCAUCGAAGAGUUCAUUCCCAGUUCUCGGGGAAAAAUGGCACAAAAUGCAUGAUUUCAAAUGUGCAAAUCCGGUGACAUCUCAUCUUAGGAAGCUAUACAGCACUUCUGAAAAAGGAUGAGCCUCAGCAAGAGCUGCUAAGAUAAGACGAAUGUGACCAGAAGGAUAUACGCUGGAGUUUUGUGAAGUAAGCUGACUCAUAUUCAACACGAAGGGGGACCUCCACAUCCAGGAAAGAUGAGGAGGGAAAACAUAGCCAGAAAUAACCAUCCUCCUACUCCUCCUUCUCAAGGAGAAAAAAAAAACGCAAGGGAGGCAGGUAUCUUCAACUCAGUUUCCAAGAGGGGGGACUCUGGAUGGAUUGGGGAUGGACCGCCACAGGAUUGGAGGAUGGCUGGUCUCGGUGUGGCCCCUCGCCAAGCCCAUAUGUCUUUAUAUAGUGUAAAGACAUGAGAGGACAGUCCUGAGUCCUGACUCUGCUGAAGUCGCACUUUGUGCAGCAUCCUUCACUUCUCCUCAUCUCCACGCCAUGGCUGCACCGAGCCAUCUUCUCUCGCUCUUUCUGGGGCUCCUGGCGGGAAGCCUCCUAACCGAGGCGACCUACUACCGUCCCCACCGCUACUUUCCUCACUUUAUUCGCUUCCGGGAGCCAUCCGCGCACACGGACAACCACCUCCCGGAGGUCUACCACCCGGCUCCCCGAGCACCUCACCCCGGCGUGCCGCGUCAUCCCGUCAUCCCUGAAGUCAUCCACCCUGCACCUGAGAUCACCCAGACUAUACCGGAGGCUUUCCACCCGGUGCCUGAAGUCGUGCAUCCCGCUCCCGAGUCUUACCACAGGUCGGUACCGGAAGCCCCCGCUCCGGUCAAUAUGACCAUUAGCCGGGUCUUCUAUGGCGUCAUGUUUGACGCGGGCAGCACCGGCACCAGGAUCCACAUCUAUAAAUUCAUCCAGAAAGACCCAGUUGAACUGCCAGUUCUGGACAAUGAAAUGUACCAUGCAGUGAAACCUGGACUUUCUGCUUAUAAAGACAACCCGGAGGAGGGCGGCAACACCGUGCGUCAGUUGCUGAAGAUAGCUAAGAAGACGGUGCCAGAGGAAGAGUGGAAGAGAACCCCGGUGGUCCUGAAGGCCACAGCGGGCCUGCGGCUGCUGCCCGAAGACAAGGCCAGCGCCCUCCUUCAGGAGGUGCAAAGUGUUUUUCAUGAGUCGCCCUUCUUUGUGCCACACAACAGUGUCACCAUCAUGAAUGGGACUAAUGAAGGAGUCCUGGCGUGGGUCACGGUGAACUUCCUUACAGGUCACUUGUAUUCAAAAACAAAGAGGACAGUGGGCAUCCUGGAUUUGGGCGGAGGAUCUACCCAGAUUACCUUCCUUCCAAAGUCUAAGAAAACCAUUCAGUCUGCCCCCCAAAGCUACAUUGCCAAAUUCGACCUGUUCAACAGCACAUAUCAGCUCUACACACACAGCUACCUUGGCAAUGGACUGUACGCGGCUCGCCUGGCAACUCUUGGAGCACUGGGAGCUGAUGGUCUGGAUUGGAAGGUUUUCACGAGCUCUUGCCUGCCGAAGAAGUUCAGAGAAGACGUGACUUUUGGUGGAACCACUUACAAAGUCAGCGGUGUUCCAGAUGGCUAUGCAGGCUACAAGCUGUGCUACUACGAGGUGAUGAAGGUCAUUAAGGGGAUCGUGCAUCAGCCUUACGAGGUGAAAGGCAGCAGCAUCUUCUAUGCUUUUUCAUACUACUUUGACAGAGCAGUGGAGUCGGGGCUCAUUGAUGGCAGUCGAGGUGGUGCGAUUGAAGUCAGGGAUUUUAAGAAGCGAGCCAAAGAGGUGUGCAACAAAAUGACCAAAUACCGUGCCAUCAGCCCCUUCCUGUGCAUGGACAUGACGUACAUCACCUGUCUGCUCAAGGAAGGCUUCGGCUUCAAGGAGAACACUGUGCUGCAGCUGGCCAAAAAGGUGAACAACGUGGAGACAAGUUGGGCUCUGGGCGCCACCUUUGACUACUUCAGGAACCUCAACAUCCACUAAGGACAACUCAAGGUCAUGGCAGCCGGCACUGAGAGGGACACUUUUGUCACAGCGAGGCUUCCCUCCCUCAGCCCGCCUUCCCUCACAAACACACAAAUACACUCAGUCCCAUCACGCCGACUCCCCUGUGCACUCCUCAUCAUCAGUACCUGGCAAACACGACCAGAACUGUUCAGAAAAAAUAAAUCACUAUAUUUUUCUAAGGCCAGCUAUUUCUACUGUAUGUUGAGCCCAUGGCUGCUGGGCUGACUUUAUUUUUGUAAAGCGUUUUUACUUCCUAAUGGCUGUUUUCAGAUAUGUCCUCACCUGCCUGUCGAGUGUGUGGGCUUAGUGUGUAGUCACGGUGGUUGCUCCAUACACAACAGUGCCAUGGAGGUCUUUGUAAAUGCUUCCUUUUCAUUGUUUAUGCUAACGAUUUCACCGGACAGGGUCGACAAGCAGUUGACAAGCACGCAUACACUUUAUUUGUAGGCAUUUAUUUGUAGCAUCAUAGUUGAAGAUGUCAAAGGUUGCUCUCACAGAGUGUGUGGCGGACUUGUAGCCUGUAAAUGGAAUGCUUUAAUUUAAUCCAAGCCUUAUUGUUUGUGAGUCAUCAACAACAACCUCUCAUCGCGUAUAGUUAACGUCAUUUAGUAUUAUGCCAAAGUGUGUACUGCCAUCUAGAUCUAUGAUUUCCAAUUUGUCACUUUGAUUUCUGCUUUUUUUGUGAACUGUACAAAUAUUUAAAUACCAGAAGAUUUAUUUAAUGAUUUUUUUUUACUGAUAUCGGCUAACUUUUAUUAGCUAGUUAAACACUUUUUUGCUGUCUUUCCAGUAUCCAACAUGUUCUAUAAUUACUGUUGUGUGUUUGUAUAUACUAUAUAUCCAUAUAUAUACAAACACACAACAGUAAUUAUGUCACUAACUCUUUCAUUGGCCAGCAAGUGCUUUCAAAUGCCAAAACGUUUUUAUCCUAUGACGCACCUCUAUGUGCUAAU